This is a messenger RNA of Trichosporon asahii var. asahii CBS 2479, 1464 nucleotides long. RefSeq lists its product as uncharacterized. The coding region runs from base 1 to 1464 and encodes 487 amino acids. NCBI's taxonomy places the organism in Eukaryota, Fungi, Basidiomycota, Tremellomycetes, Trichosporonales, Trichosporonaceae. The record is from RefSeq and is a predicted model, not a curated record. Gene Ontology annotation, cellular component: membrane. The transcript is spliced from 7 exons.
AUGAGCAGCGAGACAGUCACUACGACUGUCACCGAGACGAAAACAUGGGCGUCGGGGGCCGCUGAGAAGAUUGUUUCUCACCCCAAGAUCCAGGAGGCGCUGCGUCAUCCGCUCCUCCAGCACCCGGCACUCCGGCAUCCCUUGCUCACCGAUCCCAAGGUUGUCGCCAUUGCUUCGGGGUUGCUUGUGAUCCUGCUGGUGCUUUGCUGUAACCGCAAGAGUGCGAAGAAGGGAACUCCCAACGUCAUCUUCGUUGGCCCGCCAGCGUCCGGCAAGACUGUUCUGUUCUCAAAGCCACACUUCUCUCGUUCCUUCUAUUACGACCGUGGCGCUCCCCUCAGCCGACGGGGCGACGAAGGCGGUCACGCUCGUCGAUGUUCCGGGCCACGCGCGCCUGCGCGACCAGGUCAGCAAGCUGCUUCCCGACAGCACCGCCGUCGUCUUUGUCGUCGACAUUAUCCUCAUUCUCAACUGACAAGCAGGGAACUUCCUCCGCUUCUUACGCAGAUGGCCGGUGUCUUCAACCGGCGGCUGAACGGGCCGACUCCCCAGCUCCUCAUCCUUGGACACAAGGCGGACCUGCUGUCAGGUAGCUCGGACAAGUGCCCUGCGGACAUCACAUCAAGCGCGCGCGACACGGCGGCGGAACGACUCCGCUCGAUUUUGACGCGGGAGAUGGACCGUCUCAAGGCUGCGCGCGGCGGCAGCGGCGGCCGCAUCGAGGGCAUGGGCAAGGUACAGACGAGUCGCGGAUUCUGGGGCCGUCUGUUCGGCGCGGCGCGAGCGGGCGAGAUCGAGGCUGAGGGCGAGGACGACGAAGCCAUGGUGUGGGGCGGACCCGGUGCGUUCCGGUGGGAGGACGUCGAGGGUGUCGAUAUCUCGUGGGGCGUCUCCGCCGUCGGCCCGGCGAACGCGCUCAUCGCCUCCAAGGAGCGGGGCAACGGGCUGAACGAGCUCGAGGACUUCCUUUGGGACCUAUGCGAUCGGCCCAACUACGUCACACCACAUGACCGAAGAGGCCACGCGCGCGUUGCCACCAGCCCGCACCAAACCUUGGACCUGGGAGCCAGCCUAGCCUUUGAUCUUCCCUCGUCGUCCAAUUUCUCUUUCCACACACUCUCUCCAACUACCAUCGCCGACACCAUGGUUCGCGGAUCGGACAUUAUCAUCGCGCUCAUCGCCAUCAUCUUCCCGCCCGCCGCGGUCGCCAUGAUGACGGGCUGCAGCUGCGACCUCCUCAUCUGUAUCGCCCUCACUAUGCUGGGAUACCUUCCGUGCGUAGAGCGACAAGCUUUGGUGCUGGAGGAAAUAGCUAACUUACAGUGGUCACAUCUACGCCUUCUACAUCCUGUGGAAGAGGAGGAGAUGUUCGGCAUGAACGGCUACACCUACCUCGGCAACGGCGAGUUUGUCGCCGUCCGCUCCGGACCCCCCGCCGGCAACCCCAACUACGGCUCCGUCUAA